Carassius carassius (crucian carp) is the source of this 817-nucleotide messenger RNA. RefSeq names its product H-2 class II histocompatibility antigen gamma chain-like. NCBI's taxonomy places the organism in Eukaryota, Metazoa, Chordata, Actinopteri, Cypriniformes, Cyprinidae. Gene Ontology annotation, biological process: intracellular protein transport; immune response; cell-matrix adhesion. Gene Ontology annotation, cellular component: basement membrane; membrane. The record is from RefSeq and is a predicted model, not a curated record. The transcript is spliced from 6 exons. Gene Ontology annotation, molecular function: macrophage migration inhibitory factor binding; MHC class II protein binding. The coding region runs from base 86 to 787 and encodes 233 amino acids.
AGCGGCUUCUAGAGGCGCAUAAAACCUUUGGAGAGUUACAGAGAGUUCCAUUUAGUGUUAGAGACAUAAACACACAGAGACAGUGAUGGACGAGCAUCAAGACGAGGCGCUGCUUCAGCGCGUGCCAAGCCAGGAGACCCUCGUGAACCGCGGAAGGGGCGCCAAUAGAAAGGCACUGAAGGUGGCCGGACUGACGGUUCUGGCCUGUCUGCUGCUGGCGGGACAGGCGCUCACCGCAUACCUUGUCUGGGGUCAGAAGGAACACAUCAGUGCUCUGACCACUGGCCAGGAGAAGCUGAAGGCAGAGCUCACCAGAAAGAUGUCCGGUGCUCCUCCAAAGGCCAUGCAUCUUCCCAUGAACAGCCUGCCUCUCCUGAAGGGCUUCCCUGACGAGUCCUCUGACCAGACCUCCAGCAAGAAGAGCAGCGUUCCUCUCACUAAACUGCGACCAAUUUUCACAAACCAGAGAGAGGGCAGUGGACAGGAUGCUUCCAGACUGAUGCCGAAGCAGAUGCAGCUGCCGAUGAGGAGCCAGCCACUGCUGAUGGAUGUGGACGAGGAGGUGAAGAGCUCUCCUGAAUCAGCUGUCGAGGUUCAGGGUAAGUGUCAGCUGGAGUCUCAGAAGGAGGUGAAACCUGGGUUCUUCAAGCCUCAGUGUGAUGAGCAGGGUAACUAUCUGCCCAGGCAGUGCUGGCACAGCACCGGAUACUGCUGGUGUGUGGAUAAAGACGGCAACGAGAUCCCAGACACACGCAUUCGUGGAGGCCCACUCCCCCAGUGCAGCUAAGGUGCCAGCGGACUUCACAAUCAAUGAAUU